Molecule: messenger RNA, 2081 nt
Organism: Rhipicephalus microplus (southern cattle tick)
Lineage: Eukaryota; Metazoa; Arthropoda; Arachnida; Ixodida; Ixodidae
Product: endothelin-converting enzyme 1-like
Biological process (GO): protein processing
Cellular component (GO): plasma membrane
Molecular function (GO): metalloendopeptidase activity
Source: RefSeq, a predicted model, not a curated record
GAACACACUCAAUCCGCCAAUGGAAUAGACUUGCUGCGCAUGGAGCAGAAGAAAGUGUUAACGGAAGCGCUCCGAAUCUGCCAAUGGAACCAUCUCCGGCUACUGCUGCUGCCAAGAAAUACCGACUUCCGUACAAAGUGAAGGUGUUGCUGGCAGUGUCUGUCAUCGCAGUCAUUGUGGGAUUCACUCUCCUGCUGCUGAAUCUGAAGCCGAAGAGACAUCGUGUUGAAUUUUGUGUCACGAAAGGUUGCCAAGAACAUAGGGACCGUAUAGAAAGUCAAAUGGAUAAGAACAUUGAACCUUGCCACGACUUUGGCGCUCACGUGUGCGGACGCUGGAAGGGUAUUGGAGAGUCCUACAUGUCACGCUCUCAGAUGAACGAUAUGCUCCUGGCGUGGCUCCUCAACUUUCCGAAGACGCUGAGAACCGGCGUGGUUCACUUUCCAGCCGGCAGGAAAAUCGAUGCGAUAUUUAAAAGCUGCAUGGCACAAGAGGAGUCCGAAAUUCACAUACUGAAAGAAUUCAUGGAAGCACGGGGUAUCCUCUGGCCAGAGAAAUCACCAGAGGAUGUACCUCCGGCUAUGGCCCUGUUCGACCUUUCCUUCAACUGGAACGCCGACCUGUGGUUUGCUCUCAGGGUACUGCCAGCUGUCUCAGGGAAAGUUCAAAGGCGUAUAUUCUUCGGAAUUAACGGCGAGAUCGUCAUUUGGAAAGCUUUGAUGCAGACGAUUCCAAAGAAACACUUGGAAAGCGUGUACACCGGACUCUUCAGGAUAUUCAUCAACGACUCGCGCAGCGUGCCUGACCACGAUGAGAUGUCAGAAACAAUUCGCAUUCUUGAAUACGUGUUUGAUACCAUAGUGCCGGCAGGGUUUUCCAAAGCUCGCGCAGGGGCUUUCUUUCGCCUAGGCGAGAUCGACAAGAUCACUUCUCUGCCCCUUGCGGUGCAUAUGCGAGACAUGUUCAACGCCGUGCUGAGAAUCACUCCUCCUGUCACAUUAGACGAACUGGUGCUUGUGAGCGACCUGUCUGUGUUCAACAGCAUAAUGAAGGUACUAAACAGGGUUAAUGACACGACACUGUUGCGCCAUGUGGCAUACUUGUUUGCUCAAACAUACGGGGCAGUAGCCUACCCCAGAGGCUUUCUGCUCGUCCUUCAUGGCAGUGAGGCCCAGGCCAAGGAGGCACGGCCUCGUUUUUGCGCUCGUCGAGUCGAGCCAAGCUUCAAGCUCCUUGUAGCCGCCUUGACUUCCGUCGCUCAAUUUUCAGAAGAGGAACGGCGAAGUGUCGUCGAACGUUUGGAAGAAAUUGUCCAGGUGGCUAUGAACAAAACAGGUGCCUCCUCAUGGCUCGACUCGAGGAUCAAGAAAGCAGCCUUGGAGAAGCUCAGCAACGUCCAAACUGUCGUGUGGCCUUCGCAGAAGUUCCUGUCUCCGAGUCGGCUCGAGGAAGUGUACAAACGUUUCCCCGAAGACGCCACGUCCUUUACCGAGUUCUGGAUUGAGGCGCGUCGCAGUCAGCGUCUUCUGUUUGGCACUGAUGCAUCCACUGAAGAGCUGCUACUCGGGAACAACUACAAGAUGCACCGACUGAGAGCUAAGUGGUUGACCGUGGCUAUGAACAAAACAGGUGCUUCCUCAUGGCUCGACUCGAGGAUCAAGAAAGCAGCCUUGGAGAAGCUCAGCAACGUCCAAACUGUCGUGUGGCCUUCGCAGAAGUUCCUGUCUCCGAGUCGGCUCGAGGAAGUGUACAAACAUUUCCCCGAAGACGCCACGUCCUUUACCGAGUUCUGGAUCGAGGCGCGUCGCAGUCAGCGUCUUCUGUUUGGCACUGAUGCAGCCACUGAGGAGCUGCUACUCGGGAACAACUACAAUUUGCCGUACGUGGAGUACCCACCGCUUUACUACUCGGACGGCACCAAAGCUAUGUUGUACGGCGGUGCCUUGUACCUCUAUGCUCGGGCACUCAUCGGUGCCAUUGACAGCGAGGGAGUCGAGGAGAAGCACCAGCAAAAGCAGCAUAAUGUGGACAGGCCUUCAGCACGUAGCUGUGGUGUGGGGUAUUCGUUUGACUGUGCUUGA